Messenger RNA from Coregonus clupeaformis (lake whitefish), 1056 nucleotides. RefSeq names its product cerberus-like. Gene Ontology annotation, molecular function: morphogen activity. NCBI's taxonomy places the organism in Eukaryota, Metazoa, Chordata, Actinopteri, Salmoniformes, Salmonidae. The record is from RefSeq and is a predicted model, not a curated record. Gene Ontology annotation, biological process: determination of heart left/right asymmetry; signal transduction involved in regulation of gene expression. The transcript has 2 exons. Bases 351 to 944 code for a protein of 197 amino acids.
GAGGCAGUUUGCUGACAAUUUUACCACGUGCUUUUUAGUAGCCUACUAAAUACCUCAAGGUUCUCUGUUAAGUUCGGUCAAGGGGGGGGGCACUUCAUUUGGCCGGUCAUAAAAAAAAACGGUGACAUCCAUUUCCUCCGCGUUUGGCCUGUGCUUUUUCAUCCAGGAGCAUUGCUUGCAGGCUGCCAAAGGUUGUGAUCAGUUGUAACUUGUAAGUAGAGACGAUGCAUAUAUUUUUCUCAACUUUCAUAUCCAUUUGCGUUCUGCAAACAUAAGUAUGUGGAUAUACAUUUCAGACGCGUUUUGGAAGACCAUUUGGAGAACUAGGGAGGAGCGGGUGGUUUAGGCCAAUGCGACAGGGUGAAGUCUCCAAUAAUGAGCAUGAGAAUCUGAAAAAGGAAAUGGAAGAGAUGCAUAAUGGUACGCGUAAUGAUGCCACGUAUAAUGGACAUUUGCCAUUGGUUAGCCAACUCACCGCGGUUGCUUCCAUCUUCAAACAGACAUCCCUUCCAGGCCAGAUCAAUGACUCUCGUCAAAAGAAUGCCAAAGCGUUCUGGAAGAGCUUUUUGCUACGAAGAAGAUCUGAGUUAUUGUCUAUAAUACCUAUAAGACACAAUGAGAUCAACCAGCAGAUGUGUCGCGCGUUACCAACGUCACAGAGGGUUCAUCAUGACGACUGCGAGACCCUGGUGCUGGAAGACAACAUUUGCUUUGGGAAAUGUAGUUGUCCAGAGCGCAAUACCAACAGCGAAGACGGAGACCACGCUUCUUGCGUUCACUGCUCACCAGUCAAAUUGACCAAGUCUGUGCAGUUGAAAUGCAAGAACAACACUCAGGUAACUAAAGUGGUGACGGUGUUGGAGGACUGUCAGUGCAAAUUGAAGAAAGGACUGUGCUCCCACAGCCGCCAAGGACCCUCUCUUUUUGAUCCAAUCUUAAUUUGAAACAUACCAUGAAGGAAAUUCAGUAUGGAUGUGUAACCUGGUCUCAGAGCAUUUCAUAUUAUUCUGUACAAAAAUCAGAGACACUCCAUUUAUAGGUUACGUUUUGCAUGGU